Messenger RNA from Austrofundulus limnaeus, 2303 nucleotides. It is a transcript of the gene nt5e, whose product is annotated as 5'-nucleotidase, ecto (CD73). The transcript is spliced from 9 exons. NCBI's taxonomy places the organism in Eukaryota, Metazoa, Chordata, Actinopteri, Cyprinodontiformes, Rivulidae. Gene Ontology annotation, cellular component: plasma membrane. Gene Ontology annotation, molecular function: 5'-nucleotidase activity; metal ion binding; nucleotide binding. Gene Ontology annotation, biological process: AMP catabolic process. The coding region runs from base 103 to 1818 and encodes 571 amino acids. The record is from RefSeq and is a predicted model, not a curated record.
ACUAAAAGAGGAGGGAGAUACCGGAGCAGGAGAAUCCCUCCUCCUCCUCCUCCUCCUGCUGCAGGUCCAGUUCUGUCACAACUCUGGAAGCAGCUUCAAGAGAUGGUUCGGUCUGGGUUCUGUCCCCUGCUCCUCCUCGCCCUGUUGGGGGUGUCCUCCGGCUGGGACCUGGUUCUGCUGCACACCAACGACGUGCACGCGCGCGUGGAGGAGACCAGCGUUAACUCGGGAAAAUGCGGGGGAAGCGGCUCGUGCUUCGGUGGGGUGGCGCGGAGAGCCACCGCGAUCCAGCGGGUCCGGAACUCGGAGCCCCACGUCCUGCUGCUGGACGCAGGAGACCAGUUCCAGGGGACUGUCUGGUUCAACGUCUUCAAAGGAGCCGAAGCCGCGCGCUUUAUGAACCGCCUGAGAUACGAUGUGAUGGUUUUGGGGAACCAUGAGUUUGAUAACGGUGUGGACGGUCUUAUGAAGCCCUUUCUGGAGAACGUUAACUUCACCAUCAUCAGCGCCAACAUCCGACCGGACCAAACUCUGGCGGCCACCUUUGGAAAGUCCUUCAUGCCGUACAAGAUCUUCAAAGUCGGUGAUCAGAAGGUGGGAGUGGUGGGAUACACGUCACGAGACACAUCGUCUCUGUCCAAACCCGGACCUCAUGUGCAGUUUGAGGACGAGGUCAGCGCCCUGCAGCCACACGUGGACAAGCUGCUGACGCUCGGCGUCAACAAGAUCAUCGCUCUGGGACACUCCGGCUUCAUCGUGGACCGUCUCAUCGCUCAGAAGGUCCGCGGCGUGGACGUGGUGAUCGGAGGACACACCAACACCUUCCUGUGGACAGGACCUUCUCCUCCGUCUCAGGAGUAUCCGGCCGGUCCGUACCCGUUCAUGGUGGCUUCUGAGGACGGGAGGAAGGUUCCGGUGGUUCAGGCCUACGCCUUCGGGAAGUACCUGGGUCACCUGAAGGUGACCUUUGAUGAUGAGGGGAACGUGAUGGAGUCUUCAGGGAACCCCAUCCUGCUGGACAGCCGCAUCCCUGAGGAUCCAAGUGUUCUGGCUGAGGUGAACGAGUGGAAGAAGAACCUGACGGAGUUCUCCGCUCAGGUGGUGGGAACAACUCUGGUCUUCCUGAACGGGUCGCACGCGGCGUGCCGCUCGCAGGAGUGCAACCUGGGAAAUCUGAUCUGUGACGCCAUGCUGGAUAACUUCAUGAGGUUCUCAGGUGGAGAACAGUGGAACCACGUCAGUGCCUGCAUCAUGAACGGAGGCGGCAUCCGCUCAUCCAUUGAUGAACGUACCCUGAACGGCUCCAUCACCAUGGAGGACCUGAUCGCUGUUCUACCAUUCGGAGGAACCUUUGAUCUGGUGCAGCUGGACGGCGCCACGUUGAGGAGCGCCUUCGAACACUCAGUGGAAAAAUAUGGACAGAACCCGGGACAGUUCCUGCAAGUGUCAGGGUUUCGGGUGGAGUAUGACGUGUCCAAACCUGCAGGACAUCGGGUGAAAAGUCUCAGAAUCCUCUGCACACACUGUCGGGUUCCAGACUUUGAGCCGGUCAGAGACGGGACGGUCUACACGGUGGUCAUGCCGUCCUACCUGGUGACGGGCGGAGACGGGUUCAGCAUGAUCCGAGACCAGCUCAAGAAACACAACAGUGGAGAUUUGGACAUUUCCGUGGUGUCUGAAUACAUCUCACGGAAACUGAUAGUUUAUCCUUAUAUUGAAGGACGCAUCAAGGUCUUCAACUCGGCCUCUGGACUGAAAGUUCUGACCGCUCCACUGGUUUUACUGGGGCUGGUUUGGAUCCUGGGUUGGGUUCUGUAACCAGAACCGCUUAAAGAGACUAGAAACAUUUUUUAAACUUUUCACAGUUUUUUUAUAAACCACACAUGGACCUGAGGAACUACCUGAUCCCCCUGAUGUUCUACUGCAGAACCAAGGGUUCUGUUUUCAUCUCAAAACUUCCAGGAUUCUUCUGAACUCUGUGGGACCAAAUCUGGACCAGAACCACUUAAACUCUGAAGCAUCGAGAUGAACCUCAGCACUGCAGUUUCUCUGAUGACCUGUAGAGGGCAGCAUCAAGAAUUCAACCACUUUUUUAAUGAUUAAUGAUCACCUGGGUCUACCUGAGCCCACCUGGGUCUACCUGAGCCCACCUGGGUCUACCUGAGCCCACCUGGGUCUACCUGAGCCCACCUGGGUCUACCUGAGCCCACCUGGGUCUAUCUGAGCCCUGCUCAGCUCUGUACUUAUGGUAUAAAAAGGUUUUAAUGUUUGUCACAGAUCAGUUUUUACUUUUUGUUUUUAUA